Messenger RNA from Megalops cyprinoides (Indo-Pacific tarpon), 1410 nucleotides. Its product is annotated as zinc-binding protein A33-like. The transcript is spliced from 6 exons. Gene Ontology annotation, biological process: protein ubiquitination. Bases 1 to 1410 code for a protein of 469 amino acids. Lineage: Eukaryota; Metazoa; Chordata; Actinopteri; Elopiformes; Megalopidae. Gene Ontology annotation, molecular function: ubiquitin-protein transferase activity; zinc ion binding; protein binding. The record is from RefSeq and is a predicted model, not a curated record.
AUGGCGGAUAAAUCUUUAUAUCCUGAAGAGGAGCUCUGCUGUUCUGUGUGCUGUGAAAUCUUCAAGGACCCUGUAGUCCUGAAAUGCAGCCACAACUUCUGUAGAGUCUGUCUGCAGCAGUGCUGGGAAGAGAAGAGAUCUCGGGAGUGUCCUAUCUGCAGGAGGAAAGCCUCUAUGGAGGAGCCUCCUCUGAAUCUGGUUUUAAAAAACAUUGUGGAGUCUUACUUAAAGCAGAAGACUAAAGCUCGCUGCAGUCUUCAUGGAGAGAAACUUUUAUUCUUCUGUGAGGAGGACCAGGAAGCGGUCUGUGUCGUGUGUCAGACUUCAAAAAAUCACAGAACCCACCAGUUCUGUCCAGUGGAAGAGGCUGUGCUGGACUUGAAGGAGAAACUUAAGACUGCACUGAAUCCUAUUAAGGAAAAGCUGGAGAAAUUCACUAAAGUGAAACAAGAAUGUGAAAAAACAGCAAAACACAUCAAGACUCAGGCCCAGAACACAGAGAGGCAGAUAAAGGCAGAGUUUGAGAAGCUCCACCAGUUCCUGCGAGAUGAAGAGGAGGCCAGACUAGCUGCACUGAGGGAGGAAGAGGAGCAGAAGGGGAAGACUAUGAGUGAAAAGCUGAAGAUCAUUCAGGAGCAGAUCUCCUCUCUCUCAGACAGAAUCAGUGCAGUGGAACAGGAGCUGAAGGAAGAGGAUAUAGCAUUCCUCAAGAACUACAAGCAGACCUCAGUGAGAGCCCAGUGCACACUGCAGGAUCCAGAGCUGCUUUCAGGGGCGCUGAUAGAUGUGGCCAAACACCUGGGCAAUCUGAAGUUCAGAGUCUGGGAGAAGUUGCUGGGGAUGCUGCAGUACACUACUGUGACUCUGGACCCAAACACUGCACAUCCCAAACUCUCUAUGUCUGAAGAUCUGACCAGUGUGAGAAACACUGGAGUUAAACAGCAGCUUCCUGACAACCCAGAGAGGUUUGAUUACUGUGCGAGUGUGUUGGGCUCUGAGGGGUUUACCUCAGGAAAACACAGCUGGGAGGUGGAGGUGGGCAACAAACCUGAGUGGGACGUAGGAGUGGCUAAAGGGUCCAUCAACAGGAAGGGGAAGAUCACAUGCAGCCCAGAGGAUGGAUUCUGGGUUAUAGUGCUGAGGAAUGGGGAUGAGUAUAUAGCAUCAGGAGGUACACGCCUCACACUGAAGAGGAAACCCCAGAGGAUCAGAGUGCAGCUGGACUAUGACAGGGGGGAGGUGUCCUUCUAUGACCCCAGCGACAUGUCACACAUCUACACUUUCAAAGACACAUUUACUGAGAGACUCUUCCCAUAUUUCUCUCCCUAUGUAAAUAAAGAUGGCAGUAACCCUGGAGUCCUGCAGAUCUACCCAGUGAAGGCGUCCGUAACAGUGAUGUCAUCCCAUUGA